Trachemys scripta elegans is the source of this 2507-nucleotide messenger RNA. RefSeq names its product CCR4-NOT transcription complex subunit 3 (gene CNOT3). Gene Ontology annotation, biological process: regulation of stem cell population maintenance; regulation of DNA-templated transcription; nuclear-transcribed mRNA poly(A) tail shortening. The record is from RefSeq and is a predicted model, not a curated record. The transcript is spliced from 14 exons. NCBI's taxonomy places the organism in Eukaryota, Metazoa, Chordata, Testudines, Emydidae. Gene Ontology annotation, cellular component: CCR4-NOT core complex; nucleus; P-body. Bases 210 to 1793 code for a protein of 527 amino acids.
CUGGCCGCCAUCUUGGAUGCCGCGGAGCCCGAGAGACGGCGGCGAGUGGGGGGAGGGGGGUCGCGACCCGACUGAUCGGCGGCAGCAUCGCGACAGUCGGCCCGCGAGCGGGGGGAGGGGACCGAUCCCCGGGGCCCGACCGGCCCGCAGGAGCCUCCGCGUUGGAGCUUUCUGAAGCAUGAGGAGAGCCCCCCGCCAGUGACCGAAACAUGGCUGACAAGAGGAAAUUGCAAGGUGAGAUCGAUCGGUGUCUGAAGAAGGUCUCCGAGGGGGUGGAGCAGUUUGAGGAUAUUUGGCAGAAGCUCCACAAUGCAGCCAAUGCCAACCAGAAGGAGAAGUAUGAAGCCGACCUGAAGAAGGAGAUCAAGAAGCUCCAGAGGCUGAGGGACCAGAUCAAGACGUGGGUGGCUUCAAAUGAGAUCAAAGACAAGAGGCAGCUGAUAGACAACCGGAAACUCAUUGAGACGCAAAUGGAGCGGUUCAAGGUGGUGGAGCGGGAGACCAAGACCAAAGCCUACUCCAAGGAGGGGUUGGGCCUGGCACAGAAAGUCGACCCUGCCCAGAAGGAGAAGGAAGAGGUUGGCCAGUGGUUAACGAACACCAUCGACACGCUGAACAUGCAGGUGGAUCAGUUUGAGAGCGAGGUGGAGUCACUCUCUGUGCAGACACGCAAGAAGAAGGGGGACAAGGAUAAGCAGGACCGGAUCGAGGGGCUGAAGCGGCACAUCGAAAAGCACCGGUACCACAUCCGCAUGCUGGAGACCAUCCUCCGCAUGCUGGACAACGACUCCAUCCAGGUGGACUCGAUCCGCAAGAUCAAGGACGACGUGGAGUAUUACGUGGACUCCUCGCAGGACCCCGACUUCGAGGAGAACGAGUUUCUCUACGACGACCUCGACCUAGAAGACAUUCCGCAGGCUCUGGUAGCCACCUCCCCGCCCAGCCACAGCCACCUGGAGGACGAGAUCUUCAACCAGUCCAGCAGCACUCCCACCUCCACCACCUCCAGCUCGCCCAUUCCGCCCAGCCCUGCCAACUGCACGACGGAGAAUUCGGAAGAUGACAAGAAGAGGGGGCGGUCGACGGACAGCGAGGUCAGUCAGGUGAGUGACUCGGCAGGCGCGUGCCCUUGUGCUGGGGAGUGGGGUGGGGCGUUGGCUACGGAUCGGAGCUUGGGGUUUUCACCAGGACUCCUGGGAAUCUUAACAGGCUGUCUGUCAUCUGUCCCCCCAGCAGACAUUUUAAUUAGUAGCACGACCUCGCAGCCGCCCUCCAGCCAGCCGCCUAUCCAGCUGUCGGAGGUGAACAUCCCUCUCUCCCUGGGGGUCUGCCCCCUGGGACCGGUGCCCCUCACCAAGGAGCAGCUCUACCAGCAGGCCAUGGAGGAGGCAGCCUGGCACCACAUGCCUCACCCCUCGGACUCAGAGAGGAUCCGGCAGUACCUGCCCCGGAACCCCUGCCCGACCCCCCCUUACCACCACCAGAUGCCUCCACUGCACUCGGACACCGUGGAGUUCUACCAGCGGCUCUCAACGGAGACGCUCUUCUUCAUCUUCUACUAUCUGGAGGGUACCAAGGCGCAGUACCUGGCGGCCAAAGCCCUCAAGAAGCAGUCGUGGAGGUUCCACACCAAGUACAUGAUGUGGUUCCAGCGGCACGAGGAGCCCAAGACCAUCACGGAUGAGUUUGAGCAGGGCACGUACAUCUACUUCGACUAUGAGAAAUGGGGCCAGCGGAAGAAGGAAGGGUUCACUUUCGAGUACCGCUAUCUAGAAGACCGCGACCUGCAGUGACGCCUGCUCACCCCCCAGGGGGCGCCAGCCUUCCAGAGUCACGCGGGCGGGACAUUGGGGCAUGGGGGGGAACGAGAGGCCAAGCUCACCUCCCCCACCCCCAUUCCACCUCACCACCCCCAGGCGGGGGCCCCCUCCGGCCAUCCGAACCCUUUAAAUGCAUGCAGUUUUAAAAAAGAACAAGGGGGGGAGGGGCUGUGAAGAGAGGGGAAUCAGCCAUUCCCCGGCCCCCCUUCCUGGGUGAGUGUUGAGGGGGCGGGCAGAGGGACAUGCACAGGCAAAAAAAAAGUGAACAAAGAUGAUCUUGGAGGAGGAGUGUUGGGGGAGGGACAUUAAAUCAUUUGGCUUUUUUUAAAAAAAAUUAAAACAGCAAAAAAUCGAGCAGAAUUAUUGUAAACCCCCCCCCUCCAAAAAAAUUCCUCUGGGGAGGCCCCAAACCCCACCUCCCGCUCAAUUCCCACCCUCCCUGCUCUCCCAUUUUUCGUCUCCUCCCCACUCCCAUGAGUUUUCGAUCCAGCCCCAAAGCAGAUCGGCUGGGUUUUCCUUGGGGGAGGGACGGACAGGAAUUCAAAAGGGGAGGCUGUUUUUUCUGAUUGCUUUUCCCCCCCCUUCUCCCGAGGUGCUAUGCAGCCGCUGAGGGCCGGGUGUUUAAAAUAUUUUUCGUAACCCUAUUUUCAUUUUGGAAAAUAUUUAUGAAUAAAUAGUUUUAUAUGA